This is a messenger RNA of Humulus lupulus (European hop), 1433 nucleotides long. RefSeq lists its product as uncharacterized. The coding region runs from base 145 to 1089 and encodes 314 amino acids. The record is from RefSeq and is a predicted model, not a curated record. Lineage: Eukaryota; Viridiplantae; Streptophyta; Magnoliopsida; Rosales; Cannabaceae. Gene Ontology annotation, molecular function: RNA binding. The transcript has 8 exons.
GUUGAGGACUGAGGUGAGGCUUAAGUCAAUUUCACUCACGCGCUCCUCUCUCGUUUUCUUCUGCUAGGGUUUUAGGGUUUUCUCCAGAGGAAGGACAAAAAAGAAAAUCACUGAAACAAAAAAAAUCUCCGAAUCGAUAGAAGCAUGGAUAGGUAUCAGAGGGUUGAGAAGCCCAAGCCCGAAUCGCCAAUCAAUGAGAACGAAAUCCGAAUCACAACUCAGGGUGUUAUCAGAAACUAUAUCAGCUAUGCGACCACUCUUCUCCAGGAGAAACGAGUAAAAGAGAUUGUACUGAAAGCGAUGGGACAGGCAAUCAGCAAGACGGUUGCCAUUUCAGAGAUUAUAAAGAGCAGAAUCCCAAGGUUGCAUCAAGACACUGCUAUCAGCUCAGUGAGCAUAACUGAUGUAUGGGAACCUAUUGAAGAGGGUCUUGUGCCUGUGGAGAUGACUCGUCAUGUCUCGAUGAUUUCAAUUACUCUAUCUACUAAGGAGCUUGACAAAUCCUCUCCUGGCUACCAAGAGCCUUACCAAGUGGAUCAAUCUAAACCACAGCCCAACUAUCAGCAGCAAUUGCAACAACCUAAGCAACCUCGUGUUCAAUAUAAUGCUGGAAAUGAAGAAUCAUAUAACCGAGGGCGGGGCCGUGGUAGAGGACGAGGGAGGGGUUGGAAUAGGGGCGGGUAUGGUGGAAACUAUCAGGGUGGGUAUGGUGGAAAUUAUCAAGGUGGUGGAUAUGGAAAUUAUCAAGGAGGUUAUGGAAACUACCAAGACAAUGGUGGAUAUUCAAAUCGGGGUAGAGGUGGUGGACGAGGUAGGAAUUGGGGUUAUCGUGGUACAGGUACAUAUGAAAGAGGUACAGGUUCUGGAUAUGAGAGGGGUACAGGUUCUGGAUAUGAAAGAGGUGCAGGAUAUGAAAGAAGUACAGGAUACGAAAGAGGUGCAGGUUACGAAAAGGGUACAGGAUAUGAAAGAGGAAGGGGUGGAGGUGGAGGGGGAAGAGGGUAUGGCCGUGGCCGAGGACGGAUGGGUGGCCGCUCAAGGGGGGGCGGUGGCGGGGGCAGUGGCGGUGGCGGUGGCAACCAGGUGUAAUCGGUUGACAGUAUGCUGUUAUUUUGCUUUAGCUAAAUGCUUGCCUGUGGUCCGUGGGGGUGAAUUUUUAUCAGGUUACUGUUUUUAAUAGGCGUGAAAUGUGAGCUUUCGAAAGCAGUUUCUAUUUUCAGUUUCCCUCUUGCGUUUAUAUGAAAUGUGGGGCAAAGGUUGUUUUAGUCAAGUGCAAAAAGUAGUUGGUUUAAGCUGUUAAUUCGUUCCAACUAUAUUCCCGCCAAUAUUUGUAUUUAGAUUUUUUUGUUUGUUUAUCACAUAUCUUUAUUCCUUGAAAAGCAGCCUCUUUUAUACUAUUAAAAUAUAACACAGCCAUGUUAUUUCCUUGUUUA